GGUAGAUAGUUGCUGUUAUCACCUUAUGAUAAUGAACUUUGUUUUAUUCGCAUGUACUGAAAUUUCAGUGUUGAACUUCCGUUUCAGUAUCAUAAUAAAUAAAUGUGAACCGGAAUAAAAAGAAAUCAGCGAGAUCCCCCUGUUAAAAAUUGUUUUAAGUGUUUGUAAGGGGAUUUAAAGACGCAACCUAGUUUUCUUGUCGCCAAAUUAUGGGGCGUUUAUUUUCGUUUUUGUCAUUUGUGAUUGCAGCUUCAUGUUUAUCAUCAAUUAUUUACGGAUUACAAGAAUCUUCAGAAACCAUCACUGUCAAUGAAGGUGAUAACCUGUAUGUGGCAUGUAAUUUAACUGGUCCACAGAUAACAUGGACGACACCAAACGGUGAAUUAUUGGGUAGACAGUUAAAUUUAACAAACGUCACAAGGGAGUUCCUAGGGUUAUACUUUUGCUUUAAUUUGAACACUAACAAAACUGAACCUGAAGAAGACAAUGACGAACUAAGCUCUGUGAUAACAAACUUUUUUUACCUUGAUGUUUUAUAUCCAGCAAAGAUAACAUUUGUAGACGUCGUUCAAACAACAGUUCAGCCAAACGGUACUUACAAGAUGCAUGUUGGAAUUGAGGGCAAUCCUGCUCCUCUUACUACAUUUACGUCGUUAUCUGAUAGUAAAGUAUGGUUCAAUCAAACGGAGGAGGGAAACUUCACAAUCAAUAUUGCAAAAAUGAACUGCACUAACGCUGGACGCUAUAUUCUUACAUGUGAAAAUAGUAUUGGGGAGGAUUCCAGAACGGAGGACAUUUAUGUAGCAUGUGUACCAGAUCCUGUGACUAAAAUACAAGCAAAUGGUAUCACUACUAGCGAGGCAAGAAUAGAUUUUACCACUGGCAAUGCUUUCAAUACUGAGCAAUUCUUCUACAUUAUGAGAAUAAUGGACGGUCAGUUACAAGAUUUGCACGUGAAUGUAACGGACAUACGAGAUGACAGUGGUGGGAAGCCAUUCUUUGUGACGAUUAAGAAUCUCAAUCAGUCAACAUUGUACAAUAUAACUAUUAUAUCGGGAAAUAGAUGGGGAAAUUCAACAGCGCCAUCAAGCUUUGUCAAUUUCGAAACAUAUGGAAAACCAGAACCGGACCCAAACUUUGUUGUAAACAAAACCUUUAAACCACGACUCGGCGAGUCUGUGUCCCUAAUUAUUCAUUCUCGGGGCAAACCACCACCUUCUUACACGUGGUUACAUAACGGAAAAUUGAUAAACAGCACUGAUGACAACGAUACCAGCAUAGUUGACCUUGAGGCAAUCGUUGUUGACAACUUUGGGAUAUACAAUCUCACUAUGAACAAUAUCUAUGGAACGUACACUGUAGAUUAUGAAGUACUGGCAGACGGACCCCCAGAACCGGUUUCUGAUGUAUUUGUUUCAGAUAUAAACUUAACCUGUGCUCAUGUUCAUUUUACAACUGGAUAUAAUUACAACAGUACUCAAACUUUUAUUAUAAAUGAGUAUAUUGAUGGACAUUUCAAACAACUGAAGAUGUGCAAGGACAUGACAGCAGGAAAUGGAGGCGAUCCUUUUACAUGCGAGCUGUGUGAUCUGUUUGAAGAUACACUGUAUAACAUAACUGUUGUAGCAAACAACAGUCGUGGUGAAUCUGAACACAAUCCGAAAUCUGUCAAAUUUUCAACAUACGGAAAACCUAAACCAGACCCGGACCAUCCAAGUAAUACAACGUUUAAACCACGCUUAGGAAACACUGUAACAUUAAGCAUUCAUGUCAUUAGUUAUCCUCCUCCAAGCUUUGCCUGGGUUCAUAACAACAAACAUAUCAACAGUAUUGACACAAACCGAAGUAGUGCCGUAGAGUUGAAGAAUUUUGAAGUAAAAGAUUUUGGAGAAUAUUUACUUAAUGUUUCAAACGAAGUAGGAUCAUUUCUCAGAAUGUUCGAGAUAUUGGCGGAUGGUCCACCUGAUCCUGUUGCCAAUCUCAGCAUAUCAACGGUGACCGUUUCAUCUGCCAUCUUAAGUUUCGUUACUGGAUAUGAUUACAAUAAGACGCAAACCUUUGUUGUGAUGCGAUAUCUUAAAGGAAAAACUACAGAACUUGUCAGUGUAAACGACACUCAAGGCGAUCCUGGACAAAAGAAAUUCAGUAUUGCUCUGCACAAUUUGACAAUGAACACAGAAUACAAUUUAACAAUUGUAGCAAAGAACCGUAAUGGCAGCUCUCGACCGUCUGAAAAUUGUGCAUCAUUUAUGACAGAAGGUGUCCCUGAGCCUGACCCAAAUGUUCCAGUUAAUAACACGAACGCUCCACGUCUUGGCCAGAACACAUUAUUUAAAGUAUAUGCUAUUGGAAACCCUCUACCGAAGUUUGCAUGGUGGCACAACAAUUCACCUGUCAAACAUACAGAUCACGAUAAUUUUACAGAAUUAGAAAUAAAAAAUGUCACUGAAGACGACUAUGGAAACUACAUUUUAAAUAUGCAGAACACGAUUGGGAGUAAAAAUUAUACAUUCACGAUCAAAGCAGACGGUCCUCCAGACAGCGUUACUCAACUGUCGUGUACAGAUGUUGUUGCUGACUCUGUGGAACUACACUGGGAAGCUGGUUUUGACUAUGGAAGUUCGCAAACCUUUCAAGUACAGGGGUCUGUUAAUAAUAAAGCUUUACAGAAUGUAAAGGAAAUAAAAGACUCUACAGAUGGUAAAGGGGGUAGUUCUCAUUUUAAGUUAGAAAAUUUAGAGAGUUCAUCUCAGUACGUAAUCACUUUAACUGCAAAAAAUGCAAGAGGUGAAGCGAAAAAAUCUAAUGAGGUAUCAUUCACUACACAAGGUGAGUUUUAUCUAAUUUAUUUGUAA
Messenger RNA from Ruditapes philippinarum (Manila clam), 2855 nucleotides. Its product is annotated as hemicentin-1-like. The record is from RefSeq and is a predicted model, not a curated record. NCBI's taxonomy places the organism in Eukaryota, Metazoa, Mollusca, Bivalvia, Venerida, Veneridae. Bases 210 to 2855 code for a protein of 881 amino acids. The transcript has 14 exons. Gene Ontology annotation, molecular function: protein binding.